This is a messenger RNA of Rotaria socialis, 351 nucleotides long. The record is from the annotation of a GenBank genome assembly. Lineage: Eukaryota; Metazoa; Rotifera; Eurotatoria; Philodinida; Philodinidae.
AUGAAACUCGUUUAUAUAACUGGUUGGCUACUUGCAUGUGUUGUGAUCUAUAGUCAACAAGCUGCUAUUUCAUCGUCAUCAUCCUUGAAUGAGCAAUUCGAUUUUCCUAAGCGUCGUAUCGAUGCGCAUGCCCGUACAUCUAUUCCUCUUUUUCGUGGAUCAAAUUUAGGUAUUUUCGUACGCAAACGGCCCAUGUCUCUCUUGCCUGAACGAUCAGUAACUCAAAGAGAUAUUCGACCAGCAUCAAGUGAUGAAGAAAAUAUUUUGGCCGAAUUAUUAUACAAUAGCGACCAUCAACAACGACGUUUUGAUGACUAUUCAGAAAAUCCAGGUCCAAUGUUCGGCCGAUAA